CACAAGGUUAAAGUCCUCCUCUUAUACUUUGACCUGGGAUUAAAGCCCUCCCUUUUGGUCCAGGGUUAAAGCUCUCUCCCGCCAUUUGACCCGGUGUUGAAACCCUCCCCUCUAUUGACCCAGGGUUGAAGUCCUUCCCUUGGACUCAGAGCCCAUAUUCCAGAAACACACGCCGGCACCCACCUCACCACUUCGGUGUGCCCCUUGUAAGCGGCGAUCAUCAGGCAGAUCGUGGCGUUUUUUUUUACGUUUGAGCGUAACAGAUAUCAGCUGACUGGAGUUGGCACAGGCAGAGGGCAGAUUUCAAACGGGAGAGGGCGUUCCGGACGGACCAAGUGUAGCGGCGGAGAGGGUGUUCCCUGCACUGUGGGACAAGAAGCAAGUUGAAAGCAUGUGAAAGCCUUUCUCGGCGGCAGCCGAGCUCCCUCCGAUCGCUUAGAGGAAGAGAGUGGACGAGUCCAGCGUAUCCACCCAGGCGGCGUUGAACACGAUGUGAGCUGCGAGCAGGGUGGCAAAUUCCUCCAUCACAUCUGGUGCAGAUGUGCCUUCUGCAUCGGGAUUUUGCAAGUGCAAAAAAAACCUUUAUUAGAACAGGGAAGCCGGCGCCUUGUGCACAGGACUGAGGCAACUCUACAAUGCGGAAACGGCAGCAGCAACCUCUACAAACUCCCUUCUUCCUGCCCAGGAAUGCAGGAAAGGAGCAGGAGAACCUGGACAAAAAGCCCCAGUUUCACUUGGAUCUUUGGUUUUACUUCACGGUGCAAAACUGGAUCCUGGAUUUCGGCCGCCCGAUUGCAAUGAUUAUCCUUCCUCUGGAAUGGUUUCCGCUAAAUAAACCAAGUGUUGGUGAUUAUUUCCACAUGGCCUACAAUGUCAUCACUCCAUUCCUCCUGCUGAAGCUUAUUGAACGCUCCCCCAAGACUCUCCCUCUGUCAGCGGUGUAUAUCUGCAUCAUAACAUUCGUGAUGGGAGCCAGCAUUCACCUCGUAGGCGACUCCGUGAAUCACCGGCUCAUUCUGAGUGGAUACCAGUUGCACUUGUCCGUCCGGGAAAACCCAAUCAUGAAGGACCUCAAGCCGGAAACACUGAUUGACUCCUUUGAGCUUCUUUAUUACUACGAUGAAUCCCUGGGUCACCUGAUGUGGUAUGUCCCCCUCUUCAUCAUUUUCUGCCUGUAUUUUACGGGCUGCUUCACCCGGUGUAACAAGGACAGCAGAAUGCCCCUGUCUGCAUGGUUGCUCCUUGGCCCUAGCAGCCUCUACUACUGGUACUUGGUGACCGAGGGCCAGAUCUUCGUCCUCUACAUCUUCACCACCUUUGCCAUGAUGGCAACAGUGAUGCAUAAAAAACGCCAAGGGUUGGUUAUGGACAGCAAUGGCCUAUUCCUCUUCUAUUCGUUCUGCAUCGCACUGGUCCUGAUCUCUGCUUGGGUAGCCUUCCUAUGGAAUGACAAAAUUCUCCGGAGAAAGUACCCCGGGGUUAUGUAUGUUCCAGAGCCCUGGGCAUACUACACCCUCCACAUUAAGAAAACGCAGUAGGAUUCUGACGGGCAAUGUUCCUCAACCUGAGGCUUGGCUGCCUCUCUCACAGUCAGUCAAAGCUUCUACUGAAGCUCGCAGACUCUUGCCUCACCAACAAUGACCGUUCCAGGUAAAGACUGGUGAAGGGUAUGGCAGUAUCAUAUAUGCCAAACCCCCAUCCCACAACACACCUACCAGGAGACGGCUCCUUUAAACCUGCAGGAAAUGCAAUAAAGCAAUGCAAGACAUCCAUCUGAUGCCCCAGUGCACCUCAGCACAAGAAGUCUAUUUCACUUCCUUCCAGAGCAGAGCAGAAUCAGAAUCAGGUUUAAUAUCACUGACAUAUGCCAUGAAAUUUGUGGUUUUGUGGCAGCAGUAUAGUGCAAUACAUAAAAACAAACUGUAGAUUAUAAUAAAUAUUUACAGUGGCAUGCAAAUGUUUGGGCAACCUGGUCAAAAUUUCUGUUACUGUGAAUAGUUAAGUGAGUAGAACAUGAACAGAUCUCCAAAAGUCAUAAAGUUAAAGAUGAAACAUUCUUUUCAGCAUUUUAAGCAAGAUUAGUGUAUUAUUUUUGUUUUGUACAAUUUUAGAGUGGAAAAAAAGGAAAAGAGCAUCAUGCAAAAGUUUGGGCACCCCGAGAGCUUUGAGCCCUCAGAUAACUUUUACUAAGGUCUCAGACCUUAAUUAGCUUGUUAGGGCUAUGGCUUGUUCACAGUCAUCAUUAGGAAAGGCCAGGUGAUGCAAAUUUCAAAGCUUUAUAAAUACCCUGACUCCUUAAACCUUGCCCCAACAAUCAGCAGCCAUGGGCUCCUCUAAGCAGCUGCCUAGCACUCUGAAAAUUAAAAUAAAUGAUGCUCACAAAGCAGAAGGCUAUAAGAAGAUAGCAAAGCAUUUUCAGGUAGCCGUUUCCUCAGUUCGUAAUGUAAUUAAGAAAUGGCAGUUAACAGGAACGGUGGAGGUCAAGUUGAGGUCUGGAAGACCAAGAAAACUUUCCGAGAGAACUGCUUGUAGGAUUGCUAGAAAGGCAAAUCAAAACCCCCGUUUCACUGCAAAAGACCUUCAGGAAGAUUUAGCAGACUCUGGAGUGGUGGUGCACUGUUCUACUGUGCAGCGACACCUGCACAAAUAUGACCCUCAUGGAAGAGUCAUCAGAAGAAAACCUUUCCUGCAUCCUCACCACAAAGUUCAGCGUCAGAAGUUUGCAAAGGAACAUCUAAACAAGCCUGGUGCAUUUUGGAAACAAGUCCUGUGGACUGAUGAAGUUAAAACAGAACUUUUUGGCCGCAAUGAACAAAGGUAUGUUUGGAGAAAAAAGGGUGCAGGAUUUCAUGAAAAGAACACCUCUCCAACUGUUAAGCACAGGGAUGGAUUGAUCAUGCUUUGGGCUUGUGUUGCAGCCAGUGGCACGGGGAACAUUUACUGGUAGAGGGAAGAAUGAAUUCAAUUAAAUACAAUAUCAGCAAAUUCUGGAAGCAAACAUCACACCAUCUGUAAAAAAGCUGAAGAUGAAAAGAGGAUGGCUUCUACAAUAGGAUAAUGAUCCUAAACACACCUCAAAAUCCACAAUGGACUACCUCAAGAGGCGCAAGCUGAAGGUUUUGCCAUGGCCCUCACAGCCCCCCGAAAAAAACAUCAUCGAAAAUCUGUGGAUAGACCACAAAAGAGCAGUGCAUGCAAGACGGCCCAAGAAUCUCACAGAACUAGAAGCCUUUUGCAAGGAAGAAUGGGCGAAAAUCCCCCAAACAAGAAUUGAAAAACUCUUAGCUGGCUACAGAAAGCGUUCACAAGCUGUGAUACUUACCAAAGAGGGUGUUACUAAGUACUGACCAUGCAGGGGGCCCAAACUUUUGCUUUGGGCCCUUUUCCUUUUCUGUUAUUUUGAAACUAUAAAAGAUGGAAAUAAAAAAGUAAUCUUGCUUAAAAUAGUAAAGAAAUGUGUCAUCAUUAACUUUAUGCCUUUUGGAAAUCAGGUCAUCUUUUACUUGCUUAGCUAUUCACAGUAACAGAAAUUUUGACCGGGGGUGCCCAAACCUUUGCAUGCCACUGUAUAUAAAUAAAUUACAAUAAGAAACAUUAAGAAAAGGUUAUAUUAAAUAAGUAGAGCAAAAUAGUGAGGUAGUGUUUCUGGGUUUAUUGUCCAUGUAGAACUCUGAUGAUGGAAGGAAAGAAACUGUUCUUAAGAUGUUGAGUGGGUGUCUUCAGGCUCCUGAGCUUCCUCCUUGAUGGUAGCAAUGAAAAGAGGGCAUGCCAGGGGUGAUAUGAUGGCCAACAAGCAUGGCUACAACGAGAAGCCACUUAGAUAUGGACCUUUGUUCGGCUGGACUAACGAGCCAUUGAGGUUUUUAACAGGUCCCUCUGCUGUAAGAUGGGGUCAUUUCAAAUGCACGUUAUAAUUGGUGAUACUGCUGUCACCUGCAGUUUGUCCGCAGUCUUCAAUGGAAUAUUAAAAGAUGAAUCCCACCUUCAGAUGUCUGUGUUUGGUUCAGAUACUGAUUGUUAUCUAUUGAGAUUUUGCAGAUGCUGGAAAUCCCGAGUAAAACACACAAAAUGCUAGAGGAACUCAGCAGGUCAGGCAGCAUCUAUGGAGAGGAAUAAACAGUCGACGUUUCGACCUGCAAGACUUCAUCAAGAUUGUUGAUGUUUUGGGCCGAGACCUUUCAUCAGGUCCUGAUGAAGAAUCUCAGCUGGAAACAUCAACUCUUUAUUCCUCUACACAGCUGCUGCCUGACCUGUUGAGUUCCUCCACCAAUUUUGUGUGUGUUAUCUAUUUAAUAACGAUAAUUUUAGACCAGGUGACAGCAGGGAUCAGGGAUGAGAGCAAGUUUUCAGAGUCUGGCUAAUCAAUGACGGCACAACCUCUAACAGUAAAGUGGGGAAGGUAAACAGGGGUGCCACCACCUGCAGUGCCCCACUAUCCCACAUGGUGGCGUUGCUGUUAGCGUGAUGCUUUUCAAUGCCAGCAAUUAGGGUUCGAUUCCUGCUGCUGCCUAUAAGGAGUUUGUACAUUCUCCCUGUGACUCCAGGUGUCCCAAUUUCUCCCUCAGUCCAAAAAUGUAUGCAUUAAGGUUAAGUAAGUUGUGGGCAUGCUCUGUUGAUGCCGGAAGCAUGAGGACACUUGCAGGCAUUCCCCCAGCACAUCCUCGGACUGUAUUGGUCGUCGUUCACUGUAUGUUUUGAUGUGACCAAUAGAGCUCAUCUUUAAAACUGUACACCAUCCUAACCUGAAAAUCGUCAAUGGUCCCGAAUCCUGGAACUGGCUCCCUGUCAGCCCUGUGGGAGCACCUUCACCAGAGACACUGAUAUUUCCAGAAGGCUCACGCCCACAGUCUCAUUCACUGAUAGUCAAUAAACGCUGGCCUUGAAAGUGAUCCAUAGACACCAUAAGUGAGUAAAAUAUACCCACAGUCAGAAGUAACACCAUUAGAAAAGGCAAUGAACUGGAUGACCAAUCGAGUGGUAAAUGGACAGAGUCAGAGACCUGGAUUAACUCAUUCAUCCCACUCCCGUCAGGGAGGAGGCUAUGUAACAUCCAUGCCAGGACCGCCAGACUCAAAAAGUCACCUUCCACAAGCAAAGUUCAAAGUACAUAUCGGCCACUAUGUACAACCUAAGAUUCAUUUUCUUGUGGGCAUACUCAAUAAAUCUAUAAUAGAAUAGGAGCAAUAAUAGAACCAAUGAAAGACCGCACCAACUUGGGUGUUCAACCAGUUUGCAAAAGUCAACAGAUUGCGCAAAUACAAACAGAAAGAAAUUAUAAUAAUAAAUAAAUAAGCAAUAAAUAUCGAGAACAUGACAUAAAGAGUCCUUCAAAGUGAGUCCAUAGGUUGUGGCGACAUUUCAGUGACAGAGCAAGAGCCUGAUGGUUGAGGGGUGAUAACUGGUCCUUUAGCUGGUGAGUAUGAGUCCUGAGGCUCCUGUACCUUCUCCCUGAAGGCAGCAGCAAGAAGAGAGCGUAUCCUGGGUGGUGGGGUCUCUGAUGAUGGAUGCUGCUUUCCUGUAACAAAGUUUCAUGUAGAUGUGCUCAGUAGUGGGGGAGGCUUUACCCAAUGUUGGACUGGGCUGUAUCCACUACUCUUUGUGGGAUUUUCCGUUCAAGGGCAUUGGUGUUUCCAUACCAGGCGGUGAUGCAGCCAAUCAAUAUACUCUCCAGCACACAUCUAUAGAAGUUAGUCAAAUUUUUAGAUGUUACGCCGAAUCUUCACAAACUCCUAAGGAAGUAAAGGCACUACCAUGCUUUCUUCAUAAUUGUAUUUACAUGCUGAGCCCAGGACUGGAACAACACCGAGGAAUUUAAAGUUGCUGAUCAUCUCCACCUCUGAUCCUCUGGUGAGCUACUUGGUCUUGCUGACAUUGAGUACAAGGAUGUUGUGGCAUCACUCAGCCAGAUUUGUCACCACCUUUGAUUCAGUCUACAACAGUGGUGUCGUCAGCAAACUUGAAUAUGGCAUUGGAGCUGCACAGUAAGGCUGAUCACCAACCCACCUUCUAACCCACCACUACUUUAUAAUUUCCUUACGUACAGACACUCCUAUGCCUAGAGUCAUUUUUUGGAUGUAAAAUUAAUCUAUGUAUAUAAGUUAUCUUAUGUAUUUAUAUUUAUUGUGCAUUUUUUAUUAUUGUGUUAUUUAUCUCAUUGUGUUUUUUUGUGCUGCACCCAGAGUAACAAUUGUUUUGUUCUCCUUUACGCUUGUGUUCUGGAAAUGGGUGCUACGGUGAAGGUGAGUCUGUACCAAAGGAGUUGUAAGGUGUAGCACCUGCCUAGCCUCCUGAUCCGGGUCAUGUGAAGCUGUGGGAGCAGGUGGUGGACGAUCAUAUGAGCAGCCGGUACAUAUCGCAAGUCCUGAUUAUGUGACCACUGACGCCAGGCAGACAAUCUCUGAAGAGUAUUGAUAAUGGCUGGGGUCACCUGUCUUGUAAAGACACUGCCCAGAAGAAGGCAAUGGCAAACCACUUCUGUAGAAAAAAAUUUCCAAGAACAGUCAUGAUCAAAACCAUGAUCACCCAUGCCAUAGAGGGAGUACAAAGAAGGUUCACCAGAUUGAUUCCUGGGAUGGCAGGACUUUCAUAUGAUGAAAGACUGGAUGAACUAGGCUUAUACUCGUUGGAAUUUAGAAGAUUGAGGGGGAUCUGAUUGAAACGUAUAAAAUCCUAAAAGGGAUUGGACAGGCUAGAUGCAGGAAGAUUGUUCCCGAUGUUGGGGAAGUCCAGAACGAGGGGUCACAGUUUGAGGAUAAAGGGGAAGCCUUUUAGGACUGAGAUUAGGAAAAACUUCUUCACACAGGGAGUGGUGAAUCUGUGGAAUUCUCUGCCACAGGAAACAGUUGAGGGCAGUUCAUUGGCUAUAUUUAAGAGGGAGUUAGAUAUGGCCCUUGUGGCUACAGGGAUCAGGGGGUAUGGAGGGAAGGCUGGUGCAGGGUUCUGAGUUGGAUGAUCAGCCAUGAUCAUACUGAAUGGCGGUGCAGGCUCGAAGGGCCGAAUGGCCUACUCCUGCACCUAUUUUCUAUGUUUCUAUGAUGACUGGAAAUGACAUUAAACGAUCUUGAGUAAGUUUUUGCUGAAUGUCCAUUAGAUAUAGAGUUGGAUCAACUAUUCUUUCUACACUUCAUUUCAGGUUUUGAUGAAAGAGAAGUUCUUUCCAUCAAACAAUAUGACUGCUAAAGAGAAUGCAGAUUUCUGAUAAUAUAAUAGGUUCUGCAGAUGCUGGAAAUCCAAGCAACACGCACACAAAAUGCUGGUGGAACUCAGUGUUCCUCCAGCAUUUGUGUGUGUGUGUGUGUGUUGGCACAAAUUUCAGAUCAUUGCUGAGGAUUGAGAGGUGGCGAGUUCAUUUUCUCUCACAGUGCACAAUGUCAUCAUCAGGAGAGAACUGCCCAGAGGCAUCAGGAAAGUGGAUCCAAUCGUAAUCUCGUCAGGCAACUAGAUAAAUAAUUGAAGAAGUCCAAUUCACAGGGCAAUAAUGAAGGAGCGG
Messenger RNA from Mobula hypostoma (lesser devil ray), 7489 nucleotides. Its product is annotated as ceroid-lipofuscinosis neuronal protein 6 homolog. The record is from RefSeq and is a predicted model, not a curated record. Lineage: Eukaryota; Metazoa; Chordata; Chondrichthyes; Myliobatiformes; Myliobatidae. Gene Ontology annotation, biological process: lysosome organization. The transcript is spliced from 8 exons. Bases 636 to 1538 code for a protein of 300 amino acids. Gene Ontology annotation, cellular component: membrane; endoplasmic reticulum.